AUGGUGCUGAGGCGGCUGCUGGCCGUCCUGCUGCACAACCCGCAGCUGGUGGAGCGCCUGUCCGAGUCGCGGCCCAUCCGGCGUGCGGCGCAGCUCACCGCCUUUGCGCUGCUGCAGGCUCAGCUGCGCGGCCAGGACGCGGCCCGGCGUCUGCGAGGCCUCGCGGCCGGGCCCGCGGGUUCCCUGGGCCGCCGCGCUGCCCGCUUCAGAGACACCUUCACCCAGGAGCUCCGCCGCGGCCUCCGGGAGCGCCCGGGGCCGCCGCCACCAGCCUGCAGAGAGCCGCGCGCCAGAGCGCCCAGGCCAGACGGACAUGCCCGGUGA
Molecule: messenger RNA, 324 nt
Organism: Pipistrellus nathusii (Nathusius's pipistrelle)
Lineage: Eukaryota; Metazoa; Chordata; Mammalia; Chiroptera; Vespertilionidae
Source: the annotation of a GenBank genome assembly